GUGGAAACCUACACAGUUACAGAAAGUACAAAUUUCGUUUGAUUUUGUAACAACUCAGAUAAACAGUUUGAAUCAUAUUGGUUCAUAAACAACUAAAUGUUCCAUGAGUGACAGUGUCUUUGUUCAAGCGACAACAUACAACCGCCAUGGACGUUCCUCCACCUGAAGUGUUAAGCCUACCUAUGGUAGUCCCAUCAAAAACCCUCAUGGGUCCCGGUCCAUCAAACUGCCCUCCAAGCGUGUUACAAGCGUUAAGUUUACCGGUGCUAGGACAUCUACAUCCGGAAUGUACCAAAAUCAUGGACGAUAUUAAAGCGGGAAUACAAUACGUGUUUCAAACUAAAAACGAACUCACCUUGGCAGUAAGCGCUUCUGGGCAUGCAGGAAUGGAAGCCGUACUUUGCAAUUUAAUUGAACCCGGUGACAAAGUUCUUAUUGCUGUUAAUGGAAUUUGGGGUGAAAGGGCAAAUAUAAUGGCAUCUAGAUACGGUGCAACCGUUCACCGUUUGGAAGCAGCACUAGGCACCAACUUCACAUUAACGGAAUUCGAAGAUGCAAUUCGCCUGCACAAACCUGCUUUGCUAUUCGUAGUACAAGGCGAAAGUUCCACCGGAGUCUACCAGCCCCUUGAAGGUCUAGGAUUAAUUUGCCACAAGUACAACUGCCUAUUAGUGGUAGACACUGUUGCAUCUUUAGGUGGCGUCCCUUUCUAUGCGGAUCGAUGGGAGGUAGAUGCUGUCUACACUGGAUCUCAAAAAGUUCUAGGCGCUCCUCCUGGAAUUACUCCGAUCUCUUUUAGUUCUCGGGCACAGGAAAAGAUCUUGGCUCGCAAGACUCCUCCCAAGGUAUAUUACUGGGACAUGACGAUAUUGGGAGACUACUGGUCGUGUUUUGGUAGACCAAGAGUAUACCAUCAUACAAUCUCAUCAACACUGCUUUACGGUCUAAGGGAAGGUUUGUCGUUAGUGGGUAAAGAAGGAAUAGAAAAUGUGAUAAAUCGUCACAAAAUGUGUGCGCAACGACUACACAAGGGAUUGCAAGCGAUGGGUUUACAAAUGUUGGUAGCUAAGGAAAGCGCUCGUUUGCCCACUGUUACGGCAGUGAAAGUACCCGAAAAUAUUGACUGGACCGUAGUGACUGGAUACGCAAUGAAACACUACUUCUUGGAAAUAAGCGGAGGAUUGGGACCUACCGCAAACAAAAUCUUUCGAAUAGGAAUUAUGGGAUACAACGCAACCAAUGACAAUGUAGACUUCGUUUUGAAAGUUCUUGAAGAAGGAAUCAAUUAUGCCAGGGAAAAUAGAAGCGCGAAAUUGUAAUCUGUUUCUCAACUUGUUUUAUCAUUAAAGUAUCUAUCGGUAAAAACGUA
Molecule: messenger RNA, 1369 nt
Organism: Photinus pyralis (common eastern firefly)
Lineage: Eukaryota; Metazoa; Arthropoda; Insecta; Coleoptera; Lampyridae
Product: serine--pyruvate aminotransferase, mitochondrial-like
Exons: 7
Coding region: 147-1319 (390 amino acids)
Cellular component (GO): peroxisome
Molecular function (GO): L-alanine:glyoxylate transaminase activity; L-serine:pyruvate transaminase activity
Source: RefSeq, a predicted model, not a curated record